Molecule: messenger RNA, 4905 nt
Organism: Gymnodraco acuticeps
Lineage: Eukaryota; Metazoa; Chordata; Actinopteri; Perciformes; Bathydraconidae
Gene: vma22
Product: coiled-coil domain containing 115
Exons: 4
Coding region: 3611-4084 (157 amino acids)
Biological process (GO): vacuolar proton-transporting V-type ATPase complex assembly
Cellular component (GO): extrinsic component of endoplasmic reticulum membrane
Source: RefSeq, a predicted model, not a curated record
AGCUGUUCAAAGUAAGCAACUGGUAUACAGCAACUUCAGUCUGCAUAAAGUUAGCAAGCCAGCAUUGCUAACAGUAACGUUUCAAUGUUAAAUAAACGUUAACUUAAUUAAGACUGUCAACAGUAAUUUAAAUAACUUGUUAUACAUUUAUUGUAUUAAUGACACCUUUUUAUGUAUAUAGUUUGGUGUAUAUUUAUAUAAUUUAUAUACUAAACUUUGUUUAGAAUUUGUAUAGGAUUUCUCCUUGUUUAAAACAAAUAAUGAUGAUACCAAUACCUCCGCAAAGAAAAGAAAAUAAGUUGUCCUCCCAAGCCGUGUCAGGGAUUUAACCCUGCCGUGACCCGGAUUCGAACCGGGGUUGCUGCGGCCACAACGCAGAAUACUAACCACUAUACGAUCACGGCGCGCUACUAGGAGUGAUGCGACCCUCGACUUCAGUUAGCUUUAUAAAGUAGUCCUGGGCGGAUGCUUUGGGGUAUCAACUGUGUUUGGGGUACUUCAUAUGUCCGCGAAAAAGCAGAUAUUCUUUAUUCCUCAAGACCUCUAACCAUAUGUAGGCUAUAUACAUAGCCUAUAUAGUGUCUUAUAUGUGUACUGUGUAUAUAUGGCUCUUAUGUCAACGGCAAAUACGGUAGAGAUAGUUAGCAAGCUAACUUGGCUGCUAACAUACAUCAGAGGUUAGCAGAGUUUUCUAUUUGAGAGAGGUUGAGAGCUGUCGUUUUCUUUUACUUACUUUGCUUUUGGUCGUAUUCAAUAUAGUCAACGCCAGGGAGGCUUUCAAUCAUAUUUUACGGUACCCGAGUAACAUUUUACCUUAAAUUAGAUAACGUAACGUUGACCGAAAAGUUUAAUGUAAUGUUAGCAAAGCUAACUAUCUAUUCGGUCGGAUGAGGUAUAACGUAUUUGCAAAUAUGAAAUAUUGUUUCAAGGUAUUUUCAACUUCUGUUUCAGCCACAUUUGUAGAUUUUAAUCAACACUUGUAAUCUUUCGUAUGCAUAAAUGACCCAUCUAAUUGGUAUAAAAAGCUAAGUCUAUCUUAGGCAAUGUAUCGGUCCCAUAUGGUCUAGCGGUUAGGAUUCCUGGUUUUCACCCAGGCGGCCCGGGUUCGACUCCCGGUAUGGGAACUACCUCUUUUGUCCUUUAUUGUGUAUAGUUCCAAGAUAAGUAAAAUAUUAACGUGAACUGUUUUUCAGCAAUAUUUGUGACGGAUAUACGUUACAGUUACACCCAGUACACAAAGUUAUUCUCUAAAUGGCAAUGGAUGUAAUUCAUCCCCUUUUUUCUAUUGGUACAAUCCGGGACAUGUGAUGUUUUAUGGAAAGAAUGAUAACAGAAAGGCUGACGUAGCCUACUAUGCAGAAAAAAAUGAAUGAAUGACUCCAUAUCAGAGUGGGUUUAGAAGGGGCGGAGUACUUUAGAUCCACUGCUGUGCCUGGAAUCUGAAAUCAGGAAAGCUCAAGCGAAUAAGGAUGUGUAUUCUUUGAUGUGGAAAAAGCCUAUAUAGGCUACGAUAUGAUGUGGAAGUAAGGAUUAUUAAUAAAACUGGACAUUAUGGGUUUGGGAGGUAUAGUAUAUUGGAUUAUGGAUUUUUUGUUUGAUUGGAACCCCGCAGCGGAGCGUAAUUAGUCCUCUUUUGUUCUCUAUUAUGAUAAAUGAUAUAUACACAAAUGGAUCCGAUAUUGGUAAGUCACUUUUUGCAGAUUAUAGAGCUAUUUGGAAAAGGAGUAGAAAUGUAAAUUAUAUUGUAGGUAAGAUUCAGGAAGCAAUUACGGAAAUUGAAAGCUGGUCUCUGACAUUGGGGUUUAGAUUGUCGGUAGAAAAAAAUCUGAAACUUUAUUUUUUACGAGAAAAAAGAUAGGUGAAGAGGUUAAGUUAAAACUUUAUGCACAAGAAAGAAAGUGAAGACAUUUAAGUUUCUGGGAAUAUGGUUGGACGAGAGAGUCACAUGGAGUAUUCACAUUGAUAAAGUAGAAGAUAAAUGUAAACAAGUUUUAAAUGUUAUGAGGUGCUUGGCAGGCACUAAGUGGGGGCUGAUAAAGCUGCUUUGAGGAACUUUAGGGACAGCCCUAAUUAGAUCAGUCAUAGAUCAGUCAUAGAAGACUAAUAUGUAUGGUUCAGCUGUAUACUCUUCUCUACAACAAUUUGAUGCAGGCACAAGCACUAAGGAUGCUGUGGGGCAGUCAGAUCUACACCAGUGUCGGCACUUCAGGUAGAGGUCGGAGAAAUACCAAUAUAAUUGAGGAGAAAACAGUUAAUUGUUAACUAUUGGGCAAAUCUACAGGGCCAUGAAGAUACUCACUAAACAAACUGUAAAAACAAGUUGGGAAAGUAAUACAAUUAAAAAAGAAAGUGUUUGUGUUUCGGAAUUAUGUAAGGAAUUCAAAGUUAAGGAAUGGAAUAUUAGUCCAACUGUGUUGAUAUCAGCUGUUCCACCAUGGUUACUACCUCAACCUGUAAUAGAUAUAUCCUUACUGAAACGGUUAUAUUCAAAGAAAGAUCAAAAUGAAUGUGCAGGCUUAUGUGAACAAGCCUACAUGAAAAAUAUGGGCAGUUUAUACAAGUAUUUACUGAUGGAUCCAAAAGUCCAGAAAAUUGUAAAACUAUAGUUGUGCAUUUUAUGAGCGAGUGAUCACAUCAGUGUUCACAGUGGAGAUGAUGCUCUGACUCCAGCGCCGCUUUGGAGAGUAUAGGCUAUCAUUUAUCGUCAUUCCGUCGUCAGGAUAUUCUGCAUGAAAUAUUGCACAUAAUGUAAAGGUUAGUAACUUAGUACAUUUGGUAAUUGUUGUUCUGUUUGUGUGGACUCCUCUGCAUGUGGGUAUUAGAGGUAAUGAGGUAGUGGAUCAACUGACAACAAAUGAAUUGAAAGCAAAUCAGAUUGAAUUAGCAGUAGCCUAGGCAGAAGUAAAAUCAUUUACGAAAGUUAUUAUCAAGCAACAAUGGCUAUAACACUAAAGGAAGAUACAAAGGGAAGAAUGGAAAGCACUUGGGGGAGUAUUAGAACAGAACAUUAUCAGCUCAGCAUGAUACAAUUGGGUCACUCCGGAUUAAACUCAUCACUGCAUCUGAUUGGAAAACAUCCAACUGGCAAUUGUGAUUGCCAACAAUCAGAGACAAUAAAUCAUGUAUUAUUUUUGCUGCCCGGAAUAUACAAGGCAAAGACUCAUUCUGAAAACUGCAAUGGAACAACCUAACAAUCAAGGACAUGAAUUUCAAGUCAAUAUUCGCAAGUAGGCCUAACUCAAGAAAUGAAGAAGUUCACAAACUAAUCUUCACGUUUCUCAAAAACACUGGUCUGAGGACAAAGAUUUAACUUGAAGAUUCAAUAAGUCAACAGUAGGUGGCGAUAAUGCCCCAAGUGGUUGAGACUCGCCAUUAAAGAAAAAAAGAAGAAGAAAAAGAAGAAGAAGGCAUGUGAUGUUGAUCACGUGACGGCGUUUGUCACAUGAUGCUCCCCGUACACGGAAGUAGUAACGUCUUUUAAAAUCGUAUAGGUCAAUUUAGUGCGUUAAAAUCUGGUUUAAAUCUUGAACGGUUGUUUUUUUUAGUAAAAACGACGCCGGGUAAGAUUGUAUGAAAAAGCACUCGAGUUGGUAACGCUGAAAAAAUCGACAUGGUUGUUUUAGAAUUGGAAGAAUCUUCUCUGUUACUGGACGAAAAGCUGCUCCGGUUCAUGGACCAGCUGGAGUUACUGGAGGAGAAACGAGCCGCUCUCAACUCUCUCAUUGAGCAGGGAUGGUUUUCCAUGUCCAAGGCACGAUAUUCCAUGGGAAAUAAGCGCGUCUCUGCACUUCAGUAUGCAAGUGAGAUAGAGCCUCUGGUCUGUGUCCAUGCAAGAACACUGGACAAUGGUGAGGUGGAUUUCUGCACCGAAAGGUCCAAACAAAAGGCUAGAGAUGAGGCAGGAAAAGAAGCCAGGUCAAUAGAGGAUAUUGGACCUCAGGAAGAAGUAAUUGAGCUGUCAGCUGAGAUUGCAACCCUUCAGACUGCCAUUUUGAACAGCAGGCAGGAGCUGAAGCAAUGCAGGAAGGACAAACCCAUUCUCCAAGAAGUCUCAGCAACUCGGUUGGAAAAGCUGACAGACUAAAUAACUGUUGAGUUUAACCUGAGAAGACUCUCUGGCUAAAGAGAGUGACAGGUUGGAGUCAGUCUAUUUCUUCAGGGCCAAUUGAACUCAACAUGGAUCCUCUGGGUGGAUUUUGAACGAGAGAUUACAGAUUAUUCUGUUUGACUGAAUGAGUAAAUAAUAUUAGAUAAAGUUUGAACUUGUGCGUUUUUUGACAAUGUGUUUGUGAAUGCUGUUUUAGUAUUUCGGUGUUGUAGACAAGAUCACUUUUUAGAAUCUUUCAAUAAAUGGAUGGUACCAUUUCUCGAGAAUGCACCAUUUAUACAUGAUUUAUAAGACAUAAUAAUAAAAAAUAAGCAUUUACUCAUAAUUAAUAGAUCAUUAUAGGCGGUUUAAACUAACCUAUUGUAGGUUGCCAGGUUGUAAACAAUGCCUUUGACUAGUGUUAAAUGCAUUAUAUCUGGUUGUAAUGCAGUUAUAUUGAAUCUCUGCAGCCAUUUAGAAAAGAAAACGGUAAAACAUGAUUUGCAUAUCAAUUAUUUGAUUUAUUAUAUAUUAAGGUUUUUGUGUACUCAUUUCCACAUGUUGAUCGCACAAUGUGAUCUUUGUUUUGUCGAACACUUUUGGUUUGAAAAAUACUGUAAAUAAAGGUUAUUAUACAGUUGUGGGUGUUUCCACAACCUGUCCACGUAUUAACCAUUAAUAGAGCCAUUAUUUACAACGUUUUAACCCCAUUAUAAAGGCGGCCUUUUUGAAAAGUGGUACCAAAUUAUAUAAAUGAUCGAUUCUGUCUUAUUUCUUCUAAAUGUUUCAUGCAAUAAAUAAAAGUGAUGUUUAAUAAA